AUGACUCAAGUCCAACAAGAACCCGUUCUUGUCUCGAUUUUUAAAAAACCGAGAAAAUUUCUUGUUGACAACGCCGGGACGAUGAAACCCCAUUGGGGUCUUGCAACAUAUGUCCUGCAAACUUUGCUGAUGUUGGCAAGGCGCCAAGAUGAGAAUGGCAUGGAUGUGCACUUCACCUACGGUGACUCAUUGAGUAUUAUCUUCGAGAAAUACCUCAAGGAUGCCGAGAAUGCACUCAAAUCUGCGAGCCAAAAGUCAAAAGGCCGCCCGGGGCCCCGAAAUUUGACUCUCAUCGUCCUCACAGGUGGUAUCUGGGAAGCCACGAAAGACUUGGCCGAAGUCAAGACAUUGAUUGUAGACUUUGUGUCCAAAGUGGAGAAGCUCGUGGGUUGUAGCCUCAUCGAGCGGCAGGUCAGCAUCGAGUUUGUGCAGUUUGGGCUCAACACUGAUGCCAGUCACUGGCUGGAGAUACUUGACAAUGGUCUUGAGUACGACGGUAUCCCAGAUAUAGUUGAUACUGAGCAUUGCUUUGGAGAUCCCAUCAAGAUGCUUCUCGGGAGCUUCAAUUCCCAAUUUGACGAGAAGGAGGACAACGAAGAAAGUGAUACCGGACGAUCGAGGCGCUCGCAACAAUUAUUCGACUCAGUUCAUAGAAGUGACUCAACAUUAUAUCGCGCCGAAUCGUCAGCAUCUCAAACUCCACAGCGAAGAAGUAUGCACUCCGCAGCGUCUCCCAGUCUAGGUCGAAAUGCGACUAGUACGCCCGAACGUCAGCCGAUUCAAGUCCUCCUUUGCCUUUACGGCAAGAGCCAUCUCCAAGAGGUCCAUCUCAUCAUGAGAACGGGACUUGGAGCUAGCCUUGUAUUAUAA
Molecule: messenger RNA, 870 nt
Organism: Cadophora gregata
Lineage: Eukaryota; Fungi; Ascomycota; Leotiomycetes; Helotiales; Ploettnerulaceae
Exons: 5
Coding region: 1-870 (289 amino acids)
Source: RefSeq, a predicted model, not a curated record